Messenger RNA from Pochonia chlamydosporia 170, 1380 nucleotides. RefSeq names its product C6 transcription factor. Bases 1 to 1380 code for a protein of 459 amino acids. Gene Ontology annotation, biological process: regulation of transcription by RNA polymerase II. Lineage: Eukaryota; Fungi; Ascomycota; Sordariomycetes; Hypocreales; Clavicipitaceae. The record is from RefSeq and is a predicted model, not a curated record. Gene Ontology annotation, molecular function: DNA-binding transcription factor activity, RNA polymerase II-specific; zinc ion binding. The transcript has 5 exons.
AUGGAUCACCUCCAACAUUUCUCGCCGGGUAUACUCGCCUACCCAGACCCUUCCGAAUUCGACUACUCGACCUUCCUCCAGCAAGCCGAAGAGAUUCCCUUCCACAACCCGUCGCACAGCGCUUCAGCUGGAACCAUUUCAGAAUCAUCUCCCGGUCAAGCGACGCCACCUAGUUCAGAUGGACGAAGCACGUCCGGCGCUACAGACAUGUCGCUUGCACGGCGACAAUCUACGCAGAAGCAGAGGCUGGAGCGCAGAGGACACACCAAGAGCAGACGCGGAUGCUACAACUGCAAGAGGAGGCGCAUCAAGUGCCAGGAGACUCGCCCUGCUUGCGGUCAUUGCGUCAAGACUGGCUUGAAGUGCGAAUACCCCUCCAUGCCUCAGAUCACCCACCAGCCUCACCAUCAGAUUCCUCUUUUCAGUUUACAAGACAUGCGAUUCUUCCAGCACUUCCUCACCCAGUGUUACCCCCACCACCCGCUAAAGCAGGAGGAGAUUUGGACCCAUGAGAUCCCAUGCAUCGCCCAUAAUCAUGAAUUCUUAAUGCACGCCAUCUUGGGCUUCGCCGCAUCGGAGCUUGUCCCCACCGAUAGCUCCUUUGUCCAAGCAGCGAUGAACCACCGCAUCAAAGCUAUCAAGGCCAUCAAGAAGCGACUUUCCGAAUCUGCGCGCGCGCAAACUAGUUACGAAGAAGCCAACGCCCUGGUUGCGACUUGUUUUGCCUUGACCUUUCAGUCUGUUAGUCUGGAGGACGGUCUAGCAGAGUACAUGACCUUCAUCCGAGGUAUUCUCAUUGUGGGAAUGCAAAUGAUGUUCAAGGGCAUAAAACCAAUCUUCGAGCAAUUAUUUGAAGAUCGACAAGAUGAAAUGAUGGAACCGUAUCUCCGGGACUUGCCACUGAUUCAGCGAGGUUGGGCCGACGCCGCCAUUGAAGCCAUCUCCAACCUCCGACCAUUGUGUGUUGAAUCCGUCGAAAUUGAGUAUUACGAACAGCUUCUUGGCAUCGCGGAGAAGCUCAAUGUGAAUUCAUUUGACGCAUACAAAUCCAACGGCAGACAAUACGCUUGGUGGAUGAUGUUACCACACAGCACUUUCCAGCAACUCAUCAAUCUCAACCGACAGAGCAUGAUUCUCCUACACGCGCAUUGGAUUGCGCUGUCGCAGAUCAUGGCCUUCAUCACGGAGCGCGAGUAUGAUGUUCGCGACAAGCGGCCGAGUUCAAAUACAACCGACCAUGGACCCGCACCGGGCUUUGUCAAAUGGUUAAAAUUUCUCAACGCAAGAGUAGACUAUGAGCAUCAAAUGUAUAACCAGUGGCCGCUGUGGGUAGAGGCACAACUGGAUAAAGACGUUACGUUUUUUGGGAGGCGACUCUGA